UAUACCACCAUCACAGUGAAUGAAGAGGAAGAUCAGAUGAACAAAAAGGAAAAUGAAGCUCCUGAUGUAGCCUAAGGUUUCACUGACCAAGAGCUGACCAAGUCUGAGAACAGGUCAUGUAGCAGGAAGGUUCAGGGGAAACAAGCACAAUGUCUAACAGCAAUGAUGGCUGGGACUCACCAAGCUGCGGGACGAGAGAGGUGCUUCAGGACAAUACAGACACAAGUGGAUUCUCUGAACAUGAACUCCUCGACAUCAUGUAUAACACAUGUAACACCUCCAACACAGGUGAGGUGUUGGCUUCCACCAUUAUUCAGUACCUGCAGACCAUGACGCAUCAGAGUCCAGAGCAGGACAGACUGGCUUCCCUGCGACGUCUGCUGGACCCUGACUGUAAAGACCCUCAUGUGAGCAGAGAGACGUUUCAUGCCACCAUGAGGGACUGGAUCGCACAGUGCAGCCAGGACAGUUCUGAUGCAGAUGGCAGUCAAGUAUCUUUGCCAGACUCUUCCAAAGUUCUUGUAAACGGGAUGGAUUUCUCAGCCUCUGAAACCAAAACUGCUUCCUCAGAAAGCCUUCAGUGCUCCUGUGACGGGAAAGAUUUAUUAGGGACAGUGGCUGAGCUGAAGCACGCUCAUCAUAAGCUGAGCGAGCAGAACAGCAGCCUGUUGAAGACGGUGGCUCAGUGUGAGGACAUUAACCUGCAGCUCACUUUGGAGAUCACUGAGCUGAGAGCAAAGCUGGUCAGUUCUCAGCGAUCAGCAGCUCGAGCCAGAUCCAUGACAGAAGAACUUGAGGAGAGCCGUCGGGCGUUCAAAGAAGCUCAGGAAAGAGCCAGCCGCACCCAAACCAGCUGCACCAAACUGAGCAGUGAGGUUGAAUGCCUGAAGGUUCACAUCCACAGGCUAGAAGAUAAGAAUGAAAAGAUGAUCUUUGAGAGGACGUGUUCUGAAGAAAGCAUCAACAAAUUGAGAAAGAUCAACGCUGAGUUGAGGGCUGAACUGGAGGAAACCCUGGUUACACUGACAGUGAAAGACAGAGAAAUCACAAAGAAAGAGAUCCUCAUGGAUAAGAUGAAAAGCUCUCAUGCUGAGAAUCACAACAUGAUCGAGGGUUUGCAGUCAGAGCUGAACAGGCUGCAGGAACAUUCACACCAAGUUCUUCUGAGGUACGACAGACUCCGAAUUGGGCCACAGAAUCUCUACAGUCAAGAUCCUCCAAACCACCGCUCUCUGCAGAGUGAGAUACAGGAUAUGCAGCAGCAUCACAGAGCUCUGGACGACCUAAGCCUCCCCUCCGUGCACAUGGACGAUAUUCAGCGCAUCAUCCACAGAAUCAAGGCUGCAGAAAUAGUUCAUCUUCUGCACAACAAGUAUCCCGAGAGGGACUCUGCUCCUGUAGAAACACAGGAGAGGCCUUUUCCUCACCGCCUGCAGCAACAGGCAAGCAUCAAGCAGCAGCUUGUCAAUGUUCUGCAGGACUUGGAGCUGCAAAAGUGUGUGUGGGAGGAGAAAGGAGAGAAAGCAGAGGAGCGGCAGAAGAGCUGGGAGCAAAAGGAGCAAAAGCAAAGCUCGAGUCAGGAGGCCAAGAAAGUGGCGGUGGUGAACUGGUGGAAAUCCCGCAGCCUUGGAGGGGCCAAGGUCCAGUCAAAAGAACAGCAGCCAUCCCAGGAGCUCUCUGAAACACAAGCCAAGCUCCAGAGGGCAGAGCAGACCAUCACUGAUAUGAGGGAGCAGGUCCUCUGCCUGCAAACCUCUUUAAGAUCUGCUCAGGAGUGUAUCGCUGAAAAAAACACUAUCAGGGCUCUUUGUAUUGACAAGGCAACCAACACAGAAAAAGAAGAAGCAGAAAGCACUGUGGUGGAGAAGGUGAAGAAGGAACUGAGGGAUGCAGCAGUGGCCACAGAGAUUACAGGUGGAGCAGCCUCAGAGCAGGAGCAGACCCAGCCUCAGGUGAGCGCAGACGCCCUCCUGGCGACCCUCAGGAGGAUGGAGGCAAUGGUGAACAGCGCCCUGGAGACGGCCGAGCUGGUGAGAGCAAGCGAGCAGAGGGUGAGCCAGGUGAGGAUGAGGAUGGAGAGCAUCACUCAGAAGGUGGAGAAGGCUCUGGGCAGAGCAGCCGACACUGACAUGCAGAUGAAUGUUAUGGAGGCCCGGAUCACAGAACAAGCUUCAGCACAGUCUCCAGGCCCCGCUCUGCAGACUGAUCCUGCACCAGUCACAGAAAAUAUUACCAAUGAGUCCCAUGUGGAGCUUGAAGAUGAAGACCGAGCAGAGAUUCCUCCUCCUCCUCCUCCUUCUCCUCCUCCUCCUCCUACACCUCCUCCAUCUCCUCCUCUCCCAGAAGUCUGUGAGCCUCCACAGCUUCCCAUGAAUGGUGGCACAGGACGAGGCAGCUGCAGCAAGGUCCAGGAGGAAAAGGAGGAAGACUUACUUCAGACAGAUCCUCUUGAGCAAAGUGAUCGUUACUUUAAGAAGCCCAGUGAGGACCCCAGUGAUCCGGAGGGACCUUUUAUUUUCCCACACACCCGCUCAAGGCCCCCGCUGCCCCCCAGCAUGCCCACACUGCCCGAGGAAGAGGAGGACUCGCCUGAGGAGCUGGACAGUUCCUCCAGCUCUCCCAGUACAUCCACACCAGGUGAAAGCCGAGCUGUCGUCAUGACUGCCCCCACUAUUGUCUACCCGCAGCAGGCCCCAGUAAUCCAGCAAGAUGGGUGUCCACUGGAUCAGGCCAGGCCGCACAGUCCCAGAGCUCGGCUGGCGAGGAAAUCCUCUGCAGGACCCAUCACCACAGUUGACAGCACAGGUAAUGUGAUCGACCUGGUCAAAGAUCCUCUUCCUGAGCUGCAGCUCUCUGAGGAGGACCGACUGAAGAACUUGGAGCUGCUCGAACAGGCAAAGAAGGUCAGCGACCGCUUCCUGACACGACGAGGCCGCCGCUCCACCGGCAGCCUCUCAGAGUCCCCCACAGCUCUUUCUCCAAGUCCAACCCCGUCAUCCUCACCAUGUCAAUCCAGAAGCAGCUCACUGACUUCGGCCCCUCAAACUGAGACAACUCAUAUCAACGCACAGACGGUCGGGCAGCUCCUCGGGCGAGAGCAACAUGACUCAACAUCCCAGGACAAGGAGCCUCAGGGAAACAGACUGUUGGUGGACUGGAAGCCAGCUGAGAAGAGGAAAGUGUCCUCUGGGACUCUGACACCCCGUUUUGCAGUUCAGAAGGAGAACUGUGAUCCCUCUCUACCAAAGAGUCCUCCAGCACUCAGUAAAGAAGAAGGAGCAGGAGCCGGAAGGAACCUAAACCAGGCCCCUGCCACAGGGGUGGCCAAGCCCGUUCCCCGUCCCCCUACUCAGCUGGCUCCCUGUACGGCAGAGAUCAAGACAAUUGGGGCCUUCCCUCCUCUGAUGAGGGCUGUCUCCUGGGAUUCUGUUGGCAGCCUGAAUUCUAGAAAUGGAGCCCCGAGUUUCCCUCCGACACUGGAGGAAACCCUCUCAGAAACACCCAGGGACGCUGUGUUUAAGACAUCAGGGUACAAGGAUCUCCCCGGUCAGCCUGGGAGCAUACAUAAACUGUCCAAACUCAAAGAGGAACACAAGCUGAUGCGUAACCAAAGCAUAGUGGGAUCCAAGUUAGCAGACCUGAGUGAAGCUGGUGAACAGGAAAAAGGUGCUCCAUCCUCGUCAAACUUAGAGGAAGCAAAGGAGAAGUCUGACGCGAUGCCAAACAUUUCUGAUGUGAUGCUGAGAAAACUCAAACUUCACCGAGGUCUCCCGGGAUGUGCACCCCCACUCACUGAAAAAGAAGUCGAGAAUGCGUUUGUGCAGCUGUCUCUGGCAUUCCGUAAUGACAACUACACCCUGGAGAUGCGGCUCAAACAGGCAGAGAGGGAGAGGAACCUGACGGAGGAAGACACUGAGAAAGAGCUAGAGGAGUUCAAACGAGCGCUGAAGAUGACUGCACCACAGUGGCAGAACCUGGAGCAGCGAGAGUCCUACCAGCGCCUCAUAGAGACUCUGUCAGUGAUGCACCGGCUGGCCACACGGCUCUCCAGUAGAGCGGAGAUAGUGGGAGCAGUUCGACAGGAGAAACGUAUGAACAAGGCAACUGAGGUCAUGAUGCAGUAUGUAGAAAACCUGAAGAGGACGUAUGAGAAGGACCAUGCAGAGCUGACAGAGUUCAAGAAGCUGGCCAACCAGAACUCAAACCGCUGUUAUGGAGGGUCUGUAGACGCAGGAGAUGACGGCGUUCCACGGCCUUCGAGAUCAAUGUCACUCACCCUUGGAAAGGCUCUGCCCAGGCGUAGGGUGAGCGUAGCGGUGGUGCCCAAGUUUAACCUCCUGAACAUCCCAGGUCAGACCCCAGCCACAGCCGGCCCAGGCCCCAACAUGGGACCAAACGCAGGCCCCAACACGGGACUAAACACGGGACCAAACACAGGACCAAACAUGGGGCCAAACACAGGACCAAACAUGGGGCCAAACACAGGACCCACAGCUGGUGCUGCUCUUCCUGUCCUGUGUGAAGGGACUGAUGUGAAAGCUAACACUCCUACAGAGACGCCACCACAAGCUACAGAAAGUGGAAAGAGUGCGUCGCAGCAGGAAAGUGAGCCGGCCAAACCUGUGGUCAACGUUGAGGAGAUGAGAGCCGAGAUCAGAGCUGAGCUGAAGGCGAAGAUCGAGGAGGAGGCUUAUAACAAAGGCUACCAAGAGGGCCUGAAGCAGAGUAAAGUGCUGCAGGAGGAGAAAUGUGAGGAGGAAAACGCUGCAGAGAAGUUGCUGGAUAUGAAAAAUAAAGAUGAAGAGAGUGGACAUAAGAUAAAGACGAGCAGGAGGAUGGAAGAGUUCCUCGUCCACCUCGGUCGGGUUUGUCCCAAAGUUCCUGUGAGUCGGCGAAUCCUCUGGGUCGCACUAACGCUGUUUGUGGUGAUGUGUCUAGUUAUCAGUAUAUUCACCUUCUUCAGUGAAAAAUACAACAGAAGAGAGGACACGUAAGCAGAGGAGGAGUGCGUGUAAGAAAAGAAGAAGACGUUUGGACUGAAGUGUAUAACCAAAGAACCCCAGAAGGCAAUAACAGAGACCAUGGAGGACCUCUGUCUCUAUCAGUUUACCGUAUCUCCACACUCGGGCUCACUUGAAUCUGUGACCUCCACUCUUGAGGGUCAAAGACAUUUUUGGAGGUUUUAUGAACAUGUUGCCUUUAUCAUGGUUCACAGCAUUAAGUUAUAACCUUGUUUGGAUUGGAAGAUUAGCAAGUUGUUAGCUAGAGCGCUGAAAAAAACAUUUUCUUUUGUUUGUUUAGGGACCAACACUUUUAAUUUAGUAACACAACAAAAGAAGUGUAAUCUAAUUACACUCUAAUGUUAAUGUAUAAUCUCUCAGGUCAAAUAGUCAUGAAAUCAAUGAGAGAUUUUGAAGUCAUAUUUAAAGAUAUAGAAAAUAAAAUGAACGUUUAGGUUCUAAAAUGUGUAUUUAACUACUUUGAAAUAUAAGCACAUUCCAAAGUAGUUCUGUAAGUGCAAUAGUUUGCAGUUUGGUUCUGGUUUGUGUCUUCAGCGCACUGAGAGAGUUUCGUAAUGUAUAAGAGCACUUUUUAGAUGAACUAUUUUUAUCUUCUUAGCACAUGUGUGCCUUCUUGUGUUGAUGGUUCUCUGUAGAUUUUAUGUUUUGCCACUUCACCUUUGAAUAAAGGUGCCUGAAAACA
Messenger RNA from Notolabrus celidotus (New Zealand spotty), 5703 nucleotides. It is a transcript of the gene irag1, whose product is annotated as murine retrovirus integration site 1 homolog. The record is from RefSeq and is a predicted model, not a curated record. The coding region runs from base 150 to 4994 and encodes 1614 amino acids. The transcript has 39 exons. NCBI's taxonomy places the organism in Eukaryota, Metazoa, Chordata, Actinopteri, Labriformes, Labridae.